AUGGAGCGGGUUGAGUCUGAUCACAACCCGUUGUUCAUCAAAUGUGGUGAUAGUAUCAGGGUCAAGAGACCAUGGAGAUUUCAGAACAUAUGGCUGGAGGAUGCAAGGUUCUAUGAAGGGUUAGAGACAUGGGUCAAAAUUCCGUUGAGAGGCUAUGGUAGGGUGUUCCGGUGGGUCAUGAGAUUACAGGAUUUGAAGUGGCAAAUUAAGGAUUGGAACAAGAAUGUUUUCGGAAACAUAAAUCAAUUAGUGGAAGACUCUUUGGGGAAGAUUAAGGCACUGGACCUGCUGGAGGAGGCACGCAGCCUGAGUGAGGAGUAG
This is a messenger RNA of Linum trigynum, 321 nucleotides long. The record is from the annotation of a GenBank genome assembly. NCBI's taxonomy places the organism in Eukaryota, Viridiplantae, Streptophyta, Magnoliopsida, Malpighiales, Linaceae.